This is a messenger RNA of Caenorhabditis bovis, 882 nucleotides long. NCBI's taxonomy places the organism in Eukaryota, Metazoa, Nematoda, Chromadorea, Rhabditida, Rhabditidae. The record is from the annotation of a GenBank genome assembly.
AUGCGUCUACUCCUUUGUCUAAUACUAUCAUCAUCAUCAGUCUAUGGCGGUGAUCGAUUCCUCGAGUUCUCCAAAGACGAGCUGUGCAAGUCCUCGCCAAAUCUGAAAAUGUGUUCAAGCGGCCAUCGCGCGCGUUCGUCGAAAAUCAUCAACGGCGACGGUUUGACGGCGCACCGGUUGGAGCAGCUCGCCGGCCAAUCCAAGGAUGGCGUGAUUCAAGACGGCGGCGACGAUCCGUUCGAGACGCUCUCCACACGCGCGCCCUACACCGAAGAGCUGCCGUCGCGAAUCGGCAAGCAUCGCAAACACCGCAAACAUCAUCACCAAGGCUAUUAUCCAUACUACUAUCAGCAGCCGCGGCAGGACCCAUUACUGUAUCGAGUGUAUCCCAACCUUCAUCCCAAAGAUCAGCGGUAUUGUCCGGAUAUGAAGGCGAUGUUCGCUUACACGUGCGCGCCGAGUAAGCCGCUGCGAUUGGACCUCGUCGAGUUUUGCAAGGAUUACUCGGCGUUCUGCAACGUUCCCAACUUUCAUCGAUUGCCGGGACCUCGAAUGGGCCCGCCCGUCGGCGACAAAUCCGUUGGGCACGUCGACGUCAACGGCCAUUUCGGGUUCGGUGUCGGCGCGGUGCCCGGCCUCGAGGUCGGCGUCGGUUGGGGUGUCGACGUCGGCCCGAUUCCCGGCAUGGGCGAGAGUGUCGGCGUCGGUGUCGGCCUCGAUCUCGGCAUCAUGGGCUCGAAGACGCCCGAGGCGUUUCGACGCGGUCAAGACGAUCCGAAUCAGAAGGGCGGCGGUGUUGUCGGCAUCAGCGGCGGUGUCGGCGUCGACGCGCCGGGAACCAAAGGCAUCGGCGUCGGCUCGGGACUCGGCGUCGGAAAAUAA